Messenger RNA from Aedes albopictus (Asian tiger mosquito), 6315 nucleotides. Its product is annotated as amyloid-beta A4 precursor protein-binding family A member 2. The record is from RefSeq and is a predicted model, not a curated record. Gene Ontology annotation, cellular component: dendritic spine; cytoplasm; plasma membrane. Gene Ontology annotation, molecular function: protein binding. Gene Ontology annotation, biological process: chemical synaptic transmission. The transcript is spliced from 11 exons. NCBI's taxonomy places the organism in Eukaryota, Metazoa, Arthropoda, Insecta, Diptera, Culicidae. The coding region runs from base 532 to 4434 and encodes 1300 amino acids.
UUUUCCUCCUCCUGGCUCUCGGUCAUCCAGCAGCCAGCCAGUCAGUUUUGUUCGCAGUUUGUUGGCCGUCCGUCAGUGAAACAAGGAGCAGAGCAGAAACAGCCAGGAAACGCAAAGCAGAGAAAGAUUGAUUGUGCGAGAGGUGGUUGUGUGUGGUGAACGAACUUUUGUGCGGUGGACAGUGUUUCUGAUAACGCAGCAUAGGAAAAGUGCAUCGGAAUUCGGAAUCGGCCACGGCUGGCAAUUGGAACAGAACAGAACGAUGCUUCCGGCGGGGGACCAGCGAGAAUCGGAAUCCUACGUCGAAGCUCUAUCCGACAAAUUCCGGCUAUUAUGAAUUGGCUGCCGUUUGACCGCAAUCGCAGAGAUUAUCUACCAAAUAAGAGAAUCAACAACAGCAUUAACCAAACGCUUUGUUAAUCUUCAGCAAUUGAGCAAGACUGAUUUACGUUAAAUACACACUCAUCCACACUCACCCUUUGGAGCACUCCUCAGCAAGAGCACCAGCAAAGCAUAACUAGCACAGCCGCAAUGUCCUUCUCCAAUGGCACCCAGCAGCUCAAGUCGUCCGCUUCCGGAGGCACCGGCACCAACAACGGAGGAAACGCUCCUCCACCGGCGCGUCAGCAGCCGCUGAACCCGCCGGGUCGACCCCAAAGCUACAGCUACAGUCGCGACUCCGAUCGACUCCUGUGGGAAAUGCGUCCGGCCAACCGUACGCCGAACACCACCCCGGUCAGUACGGUGCUCAACUCGCCGGACCUGACCGAUCUGGACACGAAGCUUCGCUAUCAGCACAGCACCCUGAUGCAGCACCACCAGAUCAAAGUGGGCCGGAGCCCCGUGGGAAGCGGCGGGAACAACGAUAGCAAUAACUCCACCAAUCCGUCGAGUCCGACGAUGGUCCACGGCGGGUCGCGCCAUCCGCCGGAAGCGGCCUUUUCCUCAUUCUCGCUGCUUUCCGACGGGGAGAUGGUCGUGUUUGAUGACAUCGAUACCGGGACGACCACGAUGCGCAACUGGCGGAUGGGUGGCGAUCGGGACAUUCUGGGCAGUUCACCGGUGCCUUCCGAGGACGAAGACGGGGAGGGGGACGAAGAAGAGGACAAUAGCUGUGCUUCCGGCGGUGGAGGACGGGAUGACGAGAGGAAUUACUACGAUGUGGACAGUACGAAGAUUCAGCGGAUCAUCGGCGGUCUGACGAUUGCGGAGUACGAAGGAUCGCCGCGGAGGUUUGGAGUUGUGGAUCGUGAUGAGGGGGGAGAUGGGAGUGGAGGUGGCGGAGGUUUUGGUGGUGGUGGACGACCGCUUGGGAUGGCGAGGCCCGGAUUUCCAAAGCGGGUAAUCUCGCCGACCUCAUCGGAAUCGCAUCAGCACCGUCCUCACCGCGCGUCUUCACCGGCCGCCGACAGCCAGUCGGAGUUGAUCGACCUGGACGAUGACGGCGAUGGAUCCCGGUUACGACGGAUCGCUGCCUCCUCCGCAAACGACGACAGUAAGUUCAAUCUAACCUACGUGGACUAUUUCACCUCUCCGAACGAUGAGCUAUCGCUGAUGAUGAUGGACGAGGGCGGCGGCGCUGACCAGAAUAACCAAACUCCGACUAACCUACUAACCCAUGGUGAUGGAGACGGUGAAGGUGAUGGGGGUGGUGGUGGGAACGAUCGGGACUAUUUCUUCAGCUACAACGCUGAUCCCAGUAACGCAAGUAUUAAUCGUAAUGCUCAAAGUAACGCUUAUGUAGGCCAGCGGUUGGCCGCCAACAAGUCCAAUCGCGCGGGGUCCGGGGAACAGGAGGAGGAUGAGGAUGACGAGGAAGAAGAUGAUCAGCAAUCCAGCACCCCGAUUGGGGGCCAACUGAGCAAUAGCUAUCCCUAUUAUUAUAAGUACAGUAACAGGCAGUAUCAGUACGCUGAUAACGCACAACAGCGUGACCAGGCGGAGUCGCAGCGUUACUAUCAGCACUACGCUCAGAAUCACCAGCAGCAGAACAGUUAUGGGUCUUUCGGUCCUGGAGAAUCGCAGGACAUUGAACUCUAUAUCGACUCCGGGAGUCGUAGCGGAGGUGAAUCGGAAGAGGUAGACCAGCAGUUUCAAUAUCAGCACCAGCAGCAACAUCAGCAGUCCCAUCACAAACACCAACACCAACAUACGCACGCGGACAGCAAGAUCCGGAGUUUCACGCUGUCGCCGGAGACGACCGACUACGAUUCGAACUGUGGCGAUCUGGACUCGGAGGUGUCGCUGCGCUACAUGGGCAAUGAAUACGGACUCUCCGGUGACCUGAACGGCCACAUGGGUAGCGGUGGCGGUGGCAACGACAACUCCAUCACCGACUACGGACGCCUCUACAGCAGUAUGCCAAUCCUGGAGGACGGCCUGUCCAGUGGGCAUGCCUCCGAUACGGAAAACAACCUAGCUCCUCCCCCUCCGCCACCGCCCGUAUCGGGCAUCUCGAUCGUCAUGGACCAACAACAGCAACCUCAACCGGAUGACUCGUCGGCGGCGGCGGCGGCGGCGAUGACGAUAGAACAGGAGUCCGGUUAUCCCUUCAUAUCUUCCAUCCAGAUGGGUUCAACGGAUCAACCGACGCAACUGUUGGUGGACUCGAGCGACGAAGUCCAGGAAGCGAUCAAGGACAUCAAGGCCGCACUUCAAAAGACCAAAAUUCUUCCGUCCACGGAAGGACCCUCGCUACUGGAUGCGGAACAGGACGGCCGGACGGAGGUUUCUCCAGUGUGGGUUCCCAGAUCCUUCGACAAAUCGCGGGAAAGCUUGGACUCGGAUCAACCGGCGAAGCUACUAAGCGCAGACGAGGAAGAAGCCGACACCGACCUGGAAACCGAUCGACUGCUCGGUCAACAGCGGUUAGAUGAUCUCGGAUUCACCGAUGAAAAGAGUUGGACCACCGAUCGGGCCGCCAAGAUCCGCUCGAUCCGGUCGCCGACGGUUCCGCUGGUCAGCAAAAACCACACGGCCAUCCGGGCCGGCGUGGGAACCCAGAUCUCGGUCGAAUCGCCGGUGAAGAACGUCGGCAUCACCAAUCUGUACGGAAACGGUGGAACCAUUCCGCUCGGCGCGGGGUCGGAUCCGGAGGACGUCAAGCAGACUGAUUCGCCAACGGCCGCCGACGGAAGUCCCGUCUCGAAGAGUGAUGCGGACAAAAAGGGAAAGUUCAAAACGAGAGAAGGCCUUCUGGAUCCAACAGUCCUCAUCGAGGGUGUUCUCUUCCGAUCGCGCUACCUCGGUUCCACCCAGUUGGUUUGCGAGGGUCAACCGACCAAAUCGACCCGAAUGAUGCAAGCCGAAGAAGCCGUUUCCCGAAUCAAGGCCCCGGAAGGUGAGUCGCAGCCCAGUACCGAAGUCGAUCUGUUCAUCUCGACCGAGAAGAUCAUGGUGCUGAACACCGAUCUCAAGGAGAUCAUGAUGGACCACGCCCUGCGGACGAUCUCCUACAUUGCCGACAUCGGCGACCUGGUGGUGCUGAUGGCCCGGAGGCGAUUCGUACCGCAGGACGUGGAUCCGGGUGAUCCGGCUGCAUCGCUUGUAGCGGCCACCGCUCAGCAGACCGCCUCCACGAAUGUUUCCACCGGUGGCCCCACCACCACCGGUGACAGUGGUAACAACAAUAGUCCACCAAAGAAGUCCCUGCCGCGAGGUAACCGGACGCCCAAGAUGAUCUGUCACGUGUUCGAAAGCAACGAGGCUCAGUUCAUAGCGCAAUCCAUUGGGCAGGCGUUCCAGGUGGCCUACAUGGAGUUCCUGAAGGCCAACGGAAUUGAGGAUCACAGCUUUAUGAAGGAGAUGGACUACCAAGAGGUGCUCAACAGUCAGGAGAUCUUCGGCGACGAGCUGGAGGUCUUCGCCAAGAAGGAACUGCAGAAGGAGGUGGUGGUGCCGAAGGCGAAAGGCGAGAUCCUCGGGGUGGUAAUCGUCGAGUCCGGCUGGGGUUCGAUGCUUCCGACGGUGGUCAUUGCGAACCUGGCCUCGUCCGGAGCGGCGGCCCGAUGCGGUCAGUUGAACAUCGGUGAUCAGAUCAUCGCGAUCAAUGGGCUGAGUUUGGUCGGGUUGCCGCUGUCCACCUGCCAGGGAUACAUCAAGAACACCAAAAACCAAACGGCGGUCAAGUUUACGGUAGUUCCGUGCGCUCCUGUAGUUGAAGUGCGGAUAAAGCGGCCCAACACCAAGUACCAGCUAGGGUUCAGCGUGCAGAAUGGGGUGAUUUGCAGCCUACUGCGCGGUGGCAUCGCCGAACGAGGCGGAGUCCGCGUCGGACACCGAAUCAUCGAAAUCAACAACCAAAGCGUGGUGGCUGUACCACACGAAAAGAUCGUCAACCUGCUAGCGACAUCUGUGGGCGAGAUUCACAUGAAAACCAUGCCUACUUCGAUGUUUCGGCUACUGACGGGCCAGGAGAAUCCUGUUUACAUCUAAGUAGGCGACCAAAAAAAACGUUUUUAGGACGAUUGUGAUACGAAACGAGUAUAACGCGCAACACCGCGGAUGAUUGUUGGCUAGUUGGUACAGUUCACACACAGACACACAUACAAACAAAAGAGGUUGCGCAUACGCAUGAUAGUUGCAUUUAGGCGUAAUGCAAACGCAUACAAGUUGCAAAGCAAAAGACGCUUCUAGACGGAGUUUUCGACUACGUGAAACCAAGAGAUUGUGAGAGCCGGUAGCGAGUUUGUUGUAGUCGAACGAUUAGACGAAUUUCAUAAUGUGUAAGAUUAAGGUAAAAAAUACUAAACGUUAAGAGUUGGAGCUGAAAACAGAUCUACCUUUAAGACGAGUGGAUUUCCAAUAAACAGAAACAAACAUGCAAAACAAUUCCUCACAAGGAGAUACGACGAUGCUCUUGCUCAGCGAAUCUACCAACAUUAGUUGACUGACGGGGGCCUAACAAAGUCACACUCAUACAUACAUAAUACAUACUCACACACAUACAGAGAGACAGUCAUGAAAGUCACGUACUCAUACUCAUUGAAAAAUGCGGUUUUCGAAAACAGGAGAAGCUGCCGUUCACCACGAAUUGAAAGACCAAACUCUAUUGCUCCGUUAAUCCGUAACGCAAGCCUACCAUACUAUCAAAAACUCUUAGGAAAUCGCGUAACCCGUGAGACCCAAAGCAAAACUGAAAAGAAUUCGAGGGCAAGCGAAGAAAGUAUUUAUUCGUAGCAAUAUAUACGUAUACUAGUAAUCCUACAUUAUAGAGAUCUGCGGAGGCGGCCAUUGUGAGCCAAUCGUGCAGAGAGAACUGUCAAAGUGUGAGCCAAAUGAACAUGCUUAUCGUUCGUAGGAAGGCGUCGUUUGAAUGGUAUUGCAAUCGGAACUAAAUAAAUAAAAAUUAUUUAUUUUUAAUAUCGAGAAAUUGGCGGCAUAUGUAUGUUUAGUAAAAAGAUAAAAAUUUAUUAAUUCUGCUUUCAAAAGCUCAUGCUUAUGACGACACUUUUGUUGCUGAACUUGUCGAAAAAACUUCCAUUGCUGCUUCUUGCUUCACUUCUGCCGAUAUGAUUAGCGUAGCACUUUUGCAAUGAAUUUCAGAUUUCUUCGAUUGCUCCGCUAUUUCAACAAAAUUUUGGAAAAAAAAUUCUACUAUAGUUAGAAAAUGUAAACAAAACAACUUGAACCACAACGAAGUCACGAACAAAGUUUGAACAUCUAGCUUUGUAGCAAGUGUUGGCAGCUGUUGUAAACAAAACAAACAGCGUUGCCGAAUCGACGUAUGUAACUUCCGCUCAUCUCUAUGUAGAGGAUUUCUAACGUAUACAUAAGAAGAAACUUGUAAACAGACAAAAGCACUAGAAGCAGAGGCAGCGAGAUUAGACGACAAAGAAGUUUGAUGCAGCUUGCUAUAAGCGAUAUGCGCUUUUCGUCGAAUCCUUAGGAAGACAUAACCAAUUCAGUACGCGUGCAUCUAAUCGCAUUUAGACAUCAACUCGAGAGAAAACAGUGGAAGAAGCUGCAAGUCACGACAGUACUACCAACGUGACAGAGAAGAAGCGCAAAAGUUAGGAUAACCCGAAAAAACGGUAAGUAAGUAUUCAAUGUGAUAAACCAAAAAUAAAACCCGAACAAAACAAGUAAUCAUUCUGAAAACAAUCAGCAUCAAGAAAAAAGGUUGUUGAACGAAAGUGUAAACUAAAAUAAUCAUACCUAAACAAGUGUAGGGGCGCUGAGGCGAUCAAUAAUGCAAAUACACGAAACAAAUUGAGCGCAAGCAACAAAGCAGACAAAACAAAACAAAAAAAACAGGUGCAAAGCUAGAGGCGAAACAACAGAACAAUACACGAAAACAAAAAACUGAUGAAAACA